UCAUCUUUUUUUUUUAAUUUUUUUUAGCAGCUGUAAGACGCCACUAACAAAAUGCAGCAGUGCUCUUGACUUACAAUUUUAAUUCGUUCCGUGACUGUUACUCAAUUUACUCGUAUAUCAAAUUAAUUAUUCCCAUUAAAAUGCCAUUCAUCUGUGUUUCAAUUAAGAAAACUACCACUGCAGAAUAAAAUAUAAAACAUAAUAAAAGAGAAUGUCAAGAACACACACUGCUAACAUUACUAUUAAGUGUGUGUGAUGAGUGGCUCUCAAAGUGUGGCACUCGGGCCACCAGUGGUACGUAAAAGAAUCACUGCCUGAGUGCGGUUUAGAUGGAGUUAACGUUGUAGUACAUUUGCAUUUAAUCCUAAAGAACUGUUUGUUUUUGAACAUUUAACUUUCAUUUUAUACUUUUCAAUUGAAACAUUAUUUAAGAUCAGUAUAUUUUAUACUUUAUACAAUAUUUAUACUUUUAUACAAUAUUUAAGCGCAGUGUCAAUGAAAGACUGCGCAUAAUGUUACAUUGGCUUGCGAUAAUAUUCAAAGUAGUUUCUAGGAAGAAAAUCUCAAUAUUGUUUUUGGUAAAUGCCUAAGUGUCUUCUCCAUGCUCCUUGCAAGUGUUUUCACGUUUUACUUGCGUGUUUAUAAUAAUAAAUAAUAACGCAUGACGCCUAUGUAGCGCUUUUCUCGGUACUCCAAGACGCUGUACAAUUUCACGUAUUAGUAGUAAGCUACUCGUGUUGCCACAGCUACCCUGGGGCAGUCUGACGGAAGCGUGGCUGCCAUUCUGCGCCUACGGCCCCACCGACCACCACCAAACAUCCGACCGCAUUCAUUCAUAGGCAGUGUUUGACUCUUGGUUCCGUUCAAUGAAAUGGAUGAAAGUGCAUCAGUGAUUGUCGCUGUCCUUCUUUGUUUUCCAAUUCAAUCGCGAGGCGGCUUGUCUGAACGUCGCUAAUUUGAAUUUUGACUCGUGAUACCUCGCAAUAAGAAAAACCUUUAACUACGUAGUGGACAAGCUUGUGCGACGACCACGGCAGAGCUAUGAGUUAGAAGCAAUAAACAACGUUAUUUCGGCCGUUUUAUUUCCGUGACUAAAGUCGUUCUGUAUUUUAGCGAAAAUGCACUUUUGGGCUAAUUUCAGCCGCCGAAAUUUGCCGCAUCGCCAAUUUCAUUUACUGUGUAUUGUUUAGAAGUACGAUGGGCUGAAAGUGUUUUCAUACAAAUAUUUAUUGUGAGUAUGUAAGUACUUUACUAGGGCUUUAUUGAUAGGCUACGAUGCGGUUGAUGUAUAAAUUGGGGUUCUAUCGCCCCCGUAGGAACGGAACUGAAUUGUAAAUGGAGAAAACCCUGUGAAGGGCAAGUGUCUGGACCUAACGCUGGAUUCCCAAUGUUGACUGUGGCCAAGAGUCCUCUUCCUUUCCUGACCUCGUGACCGGAGUGCGAUAAGCGUGGCCGACCGUGCGUCACUUGACAGCUCGGUCUGUCUCGCUCUCGCUCGCUCUCUGUGUAUCCUCUGCAACAGGAUCUGAUGGUCUCAAGUUACAGCUGUGCAAAAAUAGUUUGUGUUGAGCUUAGAAUGUACGUCAGCCAUGUGUGCUUGAUCCAAAUGUAAAGAUGAAUUUCUUUCUUUUGGGCGGAGGAGAUGUUUUACUGAUCCAAAUGUAAAGAUGAAUUUCUUUCUUUUGGGCGGAGGAGAUGUUUUACUGUAUUUUAUUGGAAUAAAAUGGAUGUUACUCAAAUGAGUUCGUUGCUCAGCUAUAGAUGAUUUAAAAAUGUUCCUUACAUUUUCUGUAAACAAUUUCUCAAAUGUCUUAAAUGAAUAAUUGUGCCAAAAUGUCAUACAGUAGUGGGGGAAAAAACAUCACAGUAGACAUUCAUUAGUAUGCUGAAUAGUCGUAGGUAGUGAAGACAACGAGCGUACACGUACAAUUCAGCGCAAUAGUAGGAUACUGAAGAAAUGCGCAAAUGGCUUUAGAUACUCCUUCGCCAAUUUUGGGUUCCCAGAGCGUUCUGAUGUAGUGUCUCUGUUGCCCGAUUAUCAUUGGGCGCCGUUCAUAUCCUCAAAACUUCCGCGGGUACUGUCGUACUCGGCGAAGCCCCUGAAUGGGUCUUGGGUGGGGAACCUACAGCGCGUGGGCCGCACAAAGCCAGUGAGAGCAUUUCAUCUGGUCCGCCAUACAGCACAUUCUUAAAAAGUCAAAUCGAAGUGGAACUGUUCUAAAAGCUCUAAAAUAUUGAAGCUACAAAUGCUCCUAAUUACAUGAUCGGUUUGCACUGAGCAAGCCUCCCUGCGCUGUGUGAUGACUUGCAGCGCACACUAGUUUCUUGCAGAAAGUGCACAAACAAAUUGAUUACGAUUCAGUUACUGGUCAAGUCCGUUACAUGUCAGAAAAUAGGCCAAGAUGUUGAUCAUCGGUCUUAAACGCAAAGAUAAUCGGUCUGCCUUCGUGGAGGACUAGAGAAAUCAGAAAAUGUUUCGGUUGAAGUUCCGAGGAUUUGGACGUCUCCAAAGGAUGCAUCUGCGAUGAGCUGUUCCGUCUGAAAGGCGACCGAACGGGUUGACGGUGUUAAUGUGUCGACCGAGCUCUGGAGCCAGUGGACGCCGUUCACAAUGUGGGAUGUCGCUCCUCCGUGCAGCAUGACGCCCUUCAUCUUUACGUUCCUCGAUGGAGGUCUUUCAUUCUGUGCUUUGUCAUGAAGAGAUCACCACCACCACCACCGUACUGUUCGUUUUCUGCAACCUUUCUGGCACCAUCUUGCUUUUUCAUGCACAGGGAUUCUUUGUGUGUUGCGCCUUUACAGUGAACGCACCACACCUUUUGAGUCCAUUGUCUUAACUUUGUGUCCUUUUAUUCCACACUUGAAGCAUGCCACACUGACAUCUUCAUGUGUUUUGCUGUGUUUUACAUUUGCAUGAUAAGCGAUAAGACUUUUGCCAUCAAUCAGUUCAGCCUUCUUCUGUCUAGCUACAGUUAGCUGCUCACACUCAGAGUUACAGAUGCUACAGCACUUGUACUGCUCUAAAUUCCUCUUUGUAGCUUUGCCGUUUACUUAUCUCCUUCUGGGCCCAUGACCUGUCAAGCAGCAGUGUUGUAACUUUGGGCGUACACACGUUUACUUGCGCUUCAGCCGAAAGCAAUUUGGAGCAGAAAGAAAAAGUCGUUCAAGUUCGAACCGAGUGCGCUUCAGGACAGUAAUUCGCAAAAUAAAACCAUACACGAACACAACGGGAGAGGAAAGGCGUCGCUAUAACACAAUACUUUAAAAGAUCGGUUUUAUAUUUAUGGCGGCGAAGUGUUGGUCACAAUUUACACUGUAAAAAAAAAAUAAAAAAAUGUCCUAUGUCGGGAUUCGGGACAGUGAAUUUAUCGCUUUUCUCUUGAAGGCUAAAAUGGCCGGAAAUAGACGACAAGUGUUUCCGGGUCAUCUGCAAUAACCGGAAAUAAAGUACUGCAUUAUCUGCUAUUUGUUUACGCACAGUGCCAUGAUGCAGCUGUGCAAAGUGUGCAGCGAACAGACACCGAAAUACAGAUGUCCAGCUUGCCGAAUAAGAUAUUGUUCUCUUUCCUGUUACAGGAGGCAUAAAGGCGCGUGUCAUCCUGUUCAGCAGUUUUUACCCAAUGGAACGAAGGAUGCUGUCAGGACUGACACGUGGAGUGUGGCGGAUCUUCUGCACGAAGAGGACUUCGCCGAUGUAGUACCUCUAGAGAAGCUCCAGUUGUUGGGUCAGUCAAAAGAGCUCAAGGAUCUUCUUUGUAAUCCCCACCUGAGAGAACUACUAAGGACCAUUGACAGUGCAGACAGCAAGGAAGAAGCAAUGAAGGCAGCUAUGCAGGAGCCCUUAUUUGUGGAGUUUUCAAAUCGAUGUUUGAAGGUCGUAGAAAAAGACGCUCAACCGCAGGAGUUCAGCGAGGUUACGGACUGGUAAACUUGCUGUAUUUACUUCGAGAAUAGCUUUUCUAAAAAUAUAAAAAUGAUCUCGGAGGAAGCCGCUCUUACGCAUUCAUGUCGUAUGUGACAGAUUUAUUAUUAUUAUUAUUAUUUUUUUUUUUUUUACAAUUCAAUACUGGAAUUCAGUUAUGGUGCAUUUUGUCCCAUGAACACAGAUAAAGAUACAGAAUUCAGAUUUUCUAUAAAGCAUGCAUGUUUUAGUAUGAACAUACCACAUUUAAAAAUAAAUGGACAAAAAGUUCAAAAUA
Molecule: messenger RNA, 4199 nt
Organism: Phyllopteryx taeniolatus (common seadragon)
Lineage: Eukaryota; Metazoa; Chordata; Actinopteri; Syngnathiformes; Syngnathidae
Gene: znhit3
Product: zinc finger, HIT-type containing 3
Exons: 6
Coding region: 3485-3928 (147 amino acids)
Biological process (GO): box C/D snoRNP assembly; maturation of LSU-rRNA from tricistronic rRNA transcript (SSU-rRNA, 5.8S rRNA, LSU-rRNA); snoRNA localization
Cellular component (GO): pre-snoRNP complex; nucleus
Molecular function (GO): protein binding
Source: RefSeq, a predicted model, not a curated record